AUGGCGGCAAUGGUGAAAAAUCCUGCAGAGGCAGCAGCCGUUAUGCCUCCAAUCAGCACCUCGGUAGAGCAUAGCCAAUCUGCCCUCCCGUUGACCACAAACAUGACUGCCUCGUCACUGACAAGUGGAGGCAAUAGCUGCUUGGAUGAACAAAUUGAACGAUUGAAGCGAUGUGAAUACCUUCGAGAAGGAGAAGUAAAAGCACUCUGCCUUCGUGCUAGAGAAAUUCUGGUAGAUGAGAGCAAUGUACAGAGAGUUGAUGCACCAGUAACUAUAUGCGGCGAUAUUCAUGGACAGUUUUAUGAUCUGGUGGAACUCUUUAAAGUGGGGGGUGAAUGUCCGGACAAGAAUUACCUCUUCUUGGGUGAUUUCGUGGAUCGAGGUUAUUAUUCUGUUGAGACAUUUCUGCUGUUGCUUGCAUUGAAGGUGCGGUAUCCCGAUAGAAUCACCCUGAUUCGUGGAAACCAUGAAAGUCGACAGAUUACGCAGGUCUACGGAUUCUAUGAUGAAUGCCUGAGAAAGUAUGGUUCCGUCAAUGUUUGGAGGUAUUGUACAGAAAUUUUUGAUUACCUAUCGCUGAGUGCAAUUAUCGAAGACAAAAUCUUCACGGUUCACGGAGGAUUGAGUCCUAGCAUUAAUACAUUGGACCAGAUUCGUGUGAUUGAUCGAAAACAAGAAGUGCCACAUGAUGGUGCUAUGUGUGACCUGAUGUGGAGUGACCCAGAAGAAAUUGAUGGAUGGGGAUUGUCGCCACGAGGUGCAGGAUAUCUUUUUGGUGGUGAUAUUGUGGCCAUGUUCAACGAAAGAAACGAUCUUGAUUUGAUUGCGAGGGCCCACCAGCUUGUCAUGGAGGGUCAUAGAAGUAUGUUCAAUGAUGCACUAGUCACUGUAUGGUCGGCUCCAAACUACUGUUACAGAUGUGGCAAUGUCGCUGCAAUUCUAGAGCUUGACGAAAAUUUGGAACGAAGCUUCAAGAUCUUUGAUGCAGCACCUCAAGAGGCUCGUGGUGUGCCGAUCAAGAAUCCUCCACCAGAUUACUUUUUGUAG
Messenger RNA from Cylindrotheca closterium, 1047 nucleotides. The record is from the annotation of a GenBank genome assembly. NCBI's taxonomy places the organism in Eukaryota, Bacillariophyta, Bacillariophyceae, Bacillariales, Bacillariaceae.